Molecule: messenger RNA, 1599 nt
Organism: Ostrinia furnacalis (Asian corn borer)
Lineage: Eukaryota; Metazoa; Arthropoda; Insecta; Lepidoptera; Crambidae
Product: coiled-coil domain-containing protein 47
Exons: 11
Coding region: 103-1491 (462 amino acids)
Biological process (GO): endoplasmic reticulum calcium ion homeostasis
Cellular component (GO): endoplasmic reticulum
Molecular function (GO): calcium ion binding
Source: RefSeq, a predicted model, not a curated record
AUUAGUUAAGCGUUAAGUACGUCGUUAGUUAUAUUAAUACAUAAUAUAUUUAGUUGCUUACCUGAAGCCAUACAAAGUGUUACUUCUAAACCUUGAGUUAGUAUGCGCGUGGUGGUGUUUUCCGUGGCACUGCUACUAUGCAGUGCCUUGGUGGUGCAAGCCUUUCAAGAGAACAAUCUAGAAGACGAUGAUUUCGCUGAGUUUGAGCAGUUUGAGGCUGAUGAUGAGCCCAUCAACGACUUCAUCGAAGAUGGUAAUGAAGUCCCAGUACAAAAGGCGAAAGACAAUGAUUUUGAGGCUCACAGUGAGACUGAAGAUGAAAUCAUUGUAGAGGAUGAGGACAAUGAAUUUGAACACUUCCAAGACCCUGAGGAGUUUGAGGGAUUACCAGACAGUACCCCUCAUACGUCUGAACAACCAAAGAUUACUAUUUCUAAGGUUCCUAUAACAGUCCGGCCGCGCUGGGACGCCUACUGGCUAGAAGGCGUGCUAUGCUGCCUUCUAAUGGCCUACGCGUUAGGCUACGCGCUCGGCCGCUCCAAAAACACAUCCAUUGCGCUCAACUUCCUCAAGAUGCACAAGCCGCUGUUAGACGAUAACUUCACUUUAGUCGGUGAAACAGGUCUAGACGUGGUGGCGGCACCGGACGAGCGCGGCUGGAGACGGGAGGCCGAACAUGUCUUCACCAUGUGGUGCAGCGGCCGCGUGUGCUGCGAAGGAAUGCUCCUCACUCUCAAGCUCAUCAAGCGCCAAGACCUAGUGCACGUUCUGCUCGGCAUCGUCAAGCCCACGCCGGACACGUUACAAAUCCGCGUGGAGCUCGGCAAAGACGACGGCGAUCCGUUUGUGCUGUGCGUGGCGCAGAAGAAACACGCCACGCGCCUCGCCAAGGAGAUGCAGGAUCUUAGCGUGUUCUGCCCCGAGCGCCGGCCGGGCGAGUCGCACGGGCUUCCCGUCAGCAUGUCUGUCAUGUCGGAAUCAGCUGAGGCGGCGGCCGGCGUGUUAGACACGCGCACCUGUGCCGCGCUGCACCAGUACGCCGCCCACGUGCAGUACAUACACAUCUCCGACCGAUACACCGGCCCGAAGCAGAUGGAGGAGACAGCUCAAACCAAGCCCCCAGACACGGAGCGGGUGCUGCUCAUGAACAUCGCGCUGGGCGCGGACGGCGGCGGCGCGGAGGUGCGGCCGCUGCUGCUGCUGGCCUUCCACCUGCUGGAGCGCAUCAAGCGGCUGCGGCUCAGCAAGGAGGCUCUAGCCAAGUGCGAGAAGCGUCGUCAGAAGGUAGCCGAAGCCUGGGUGCGUGGAGCCCACGCGGCGCGCCAAGAGCAAGCGGCUCAGCGCCGCGAGGAGAAACGCAAGCAGGAGAAGGAGAAGAUACUCGCGGAGGAUGACCCCGAGAAGCAGCGCCGCUGGGAACUCAAGGAACAGAAGCGUGAGAAGAAACGCAAGACUCCCAAAAUGAAGCAACUGAAAGUCAAAGCUAUGUGAGCAAUAGUCAAAUCAAAUGCAAUUCAUUAUUUACAGUGGAUUUUGUUAUUUAUAUUAAGUGUUAAACAUACUCAAUGGAUGCAAAUAAAUGAUUUUAAGUUGAUAUGU